Nothoprocta perdicaria is the source of this 1274-nucleotide messenger RNA. Its product is annotated as palmitoyltransferase ZDHHC3-like. NCBI's taxonomy places the organism in Eukaryota, Metazoa, Chordata, Aves, Tinamiformes, Tinamidae. The record is from RefSeq and is a predicted model, not a curated record. Gene Ontology annotation, cellular component: endoplasmic reticulum; Golgi apparatus. Gene Ontology annotation, biological process: peptidyl-L-cysteine S-palmitoylation; protein targeting to membrane. The transcript is spliced from 9 exons. The coding region runs from base 1 to 873 and encodes 290 amino acids. Gene Ontology annotation, molecular function: protein-cysteine S-palmitoyltransferase activity.
AUGGGCGCGCCGGCGGGCUCCCGGUGCGCGCGGGAUCCGUGCGGGCCGCUCUGCCUGCUCCUCACCUACCUGAGCGUGGCCUACGCCGACUACGUGGUGCUCGCGCACGUGCUGCUGCAGCCCGCCUUCCGGGGCAGCCCCUGGUGUCCCGUGCACGCCGUGGCCUUCAACGUGGUCGUGGCCCUGCUGCUCGCCUGCCACGCGCGCGCCGUCCUCGCCGACCCCGGCGUCGUCCCCCUCGCCGGCACCGCCAUGGACUUCUCCGAGCUGCGCAGCCUGCGCAAGGCCGAGCGGAGCAACGAGGACUGGACCGUGUGCAACCGCUGCGAGACCUACCGGCCGCCGCGCGCCCACCACUGCCGCGUGUGCCACCGCUGCGUGCGCCGCAUGGACCAUCACUGCCCCUGGAUCAACAACUGCGUGGGGGAGCUCAACCAGAAAUACUUCAUCCAGUUCCUCUUCUACACGGGCCUGGCCAGUGUCUACGCCGCGGGGCUGGUGCUGGCCGCCUGGCUGCGGCCGCCGGACGGCAGCGCGACGGUGACACCGGGAGACGUCCCCAGCGACCGCGUGCAGACGGCCCACUGCAUCGUCCUGCUGCUCGAGUCCGUCCUCUUCGGCGCCUUUGUCACCGCCAUAUUUUACGACCAGGUCACCUCCAUCAUCACGGAUGAGACGCCCCUGGAGCAGCUCCGCAAGCGGGUGCUGAAGGAGGCGGAUCGGGAGGCGCCGCCCCGGCGGAAGCCCAGGCUGGCCCUGCUGCGCGACGUGUUCGGGAGAGGCUUCGUGAUCUGCUGGUUCUUCCCCUGGAACUGCGGCGCGCCGGCGGGCACGGGCCCCGCUUACAGCUACCUGCCCGACUACGACGUGUGAAGCUGCAGCCGGCUUGGUGCUAGCGGGAGGGACGCUUGGUGACACCUCGAUGGCAGCUUCGCGGGGCUGCCGUGGCCACGCUGAGGCACCGCGGUGGGUGCUGCUCUGGGGCCUGUCCCCCCUGGGACAGGGUGAGCCCCGUGCCACCCCCCCAGGGAACAAUCUGCAGCACUGAGGCUGCCAGAGCCGCUCGAGGGGCGCGUGGCACCCAGAGCUGUCCCCUGGCGCCGCCAGGGCCCGUCACCCUGUGCGCUGCCGUUGGGCACAGCGGGCACCAAGCUGCAGGUGCUGCUGGGGACCCAAAGAAGGGGGUGCUGGCCCGGGCCGUCCCUUGGGGCUCUCGGGGACAGGUCAGGAGCGAGGCCCCAGCUCCCCGGGGCUGCGUGCGUCGACGGCAGCUC